AACUCUUCUCUCUCUAGAUCAUCAUCAUUUUUCCCAUCUCUCUCUCUCUCUCUCUCUCUCUCUCUCUCUCUAGAUCUUUUUUUUUCUCAGAAUUUCAGAAGCUCCAUUACAUCAAAAAUGGCGCGAGGAACUCUUGAAGUCCUUCUUGUCGGAGCUAAAGGCCUCGAGAACACUGAUUUUCUCAGUAAUAUGGAUCCAUAUGCGAUAAUCACUUGCCGUACACAGGAGCACAAAAGCAGCGUUGCAUCAGGAAAGGGAAGUGAUCCGGAAUGGAACGAGACUUUCGUGUUUACGGUUUCCGACGAUGUUCCGGAACUUUUAAUCAAGCUACUCGACAGCGAUGGCGUUUCGGCCGAUGAUUUUGUCGGAGAGGCCAAAAUUCCACUCGAGCCGUUGUUUCUAGAAGGAAGUGUGCCACCCAUGUCGUACAAUGUUGUUAAGGAUGAGGAGUACUGUGGUGAAAUCAAAAUCGGGCUGAAAUUCACUCGUGAGAGGCGCUGCGAGAGAGGAUUUGGUGAAGAAGAAGAAAGCUAUGGUGGAUGGAAAGAGUCUUCGUACUGAAGUUGAUUCUAUUAAAGCAUAUUCUAUCAGCCAUUUCUGAUUUUAUUUCGACUUUUUUCGAUUUUUCGAUUUAUGUGAACUGCAUUGGUUUUAAAUGAUCCAAAUAUUGAAAGACAUUGAGUUAAUUGAUUUGUGAUUGUGGUCCUUGUGCUGAAAUCUAGUUUUGUUUUGAUA
Erythranthe guttata (spotted monkey flower) is the source of this 735-nucleotide messenger RNA. Its product is annotated as elicitor-responsive protein 3. The record is from RefSeq and is a predicted model, not a curated record. Lineage: Eukaryota; Viridiplantae; Streptophyta; Magnoliopsida; Lamiales; Phrymaceae.